AUGAGUCUCAAUGUGUUGAGAGUCAAUGCACCAGCAAACGCUACUGCUUCUAUUAUAAUUCUUCAUGGGCUAGGCGAUUCAGCUCACGGGUGGUCAUUCUUGAGUGAACUUUUGCAUCACAACCCUUCGUUUCAGCAUGUCAACUUGAUUUUCCCCAAUGCACCGAUUAAGCCCUUGACCUGUGCAAAUGGACAGAGAAUUUCUCAAUGGUUUGAUAUCUAUGAGAUGGGCAACCCAAAUGCCAAGAUGGAUGAGGAUGGUUAUUGGACCAAUGUUAGUAAGGUCAAUAAUUUAAUUGAAAAUGAAGUCAACAAUGGUAUCGAUGCCAGCAAAAUCAUAGUUGGAGGCUUUUCACAAGGUGCAUCCUUGAGUUUGGGCGUUGCUGCAUCUUAUGAGAAAAAGCUUGCCGGUAUCUUAUCCUUGUCAGGUUUUUUUGCAAUGAAACAUGGAAUCAAAACCAGAUUGACUGAUGCUAACAAAUCUACACCAAUUUAUCAUGGCCAUGGCGACUGCGAUCCUGUUAUAGGAAUUGAAUAUGCUAGGAUGACUGCUAAAUAUUUCAAAGAAGAGCUAGGUUUUACUGAUUACACACUCAAGGAGUUCCCUAAUAUGGCCCACUCUACAUGCAAUGAAGAAAUGCAAGAUAUAAUAGAAUUCUUCAAGAAGAAUUUGGAUUUAUAA
This is a messenger RNA of Pichia kudriavzevii, 681 nucleotides long. RefSeq lists its product as uncharacterized. Gene Ontology annotation, biological process: protein depalmitoylation. The transcript has a single exon. Gene Ontology annotation, molecular function: carboxylic ester hydrolase activity; palmitoyl-(protein) hydrolase activity. Lineage: Eukaryota; Fungi; Ascomycota; Pichiomycetes; Pichiales; Pichiaceae. The record is from RefSeq and is a predicted model, not a curated record. Bases 1 to 681 code for a protein of 226 amino acids. Gene Ontology annotation, cellular component: cytoplasm.